Molecule: messenger RNA, 4401 nt
Organism: Gaeumannomyces tritici R3-111a-1
Lineage: Eukaryota; Fungi; Ascomycota; Sordariomycetes; Magnaporthales; Magnaporthaceae
Product: karyopherin
Exons: 6
Coding region: 466-3381 (971 amino acids)
Biological process (GO): protein import into nucleus
Cellular component (GO): cytoplasm; nuclear membrane
Molecular function (GO): small GTPase binding
Source: RefSeq, a predicted model, not a curated record
GCCAGUCUGGCGGGUGCCUGCAAGGUUGCCGGCUGGAAAAAGCACCUGCAAGCCCAUCAUUGGGUUCGCAUCUUACCCAGCCCUUUGACGACUUCACGUCCAAAUUAUCCCCCAAACGCGGCCUAGUCGAGCUGCUUUCGUUUCUUUGUGUUGCAACUCACCACGCUCCCUACUCUCGCCUGUUACCCAUUCCCGCUGCGUUCGGCGCCAUUCGCUGCCGCCGCCCGUCGCCCGAGACAUUCCGCGCAUCGCCUUUUCUGCGCACCUAGUCGAGCACCCCACGUAUUCACGCAUCCUCCCGGCGUAGUCUACCUGCCGCCGCCGGUCCCCGCCGCCGUUGUCGCCACACUCAACUAUCUUUCCGCGCCAACCAAGGGCGAAGGCGACCGUUGAACCUCCCUACCCGCCCAGGACUGAGCCGGGCCGGAUCCAACGACAAAAUCACAGCUGCCCGCGCUGCCAACCAUGGCCGCCAACGGGGCGCAGGAUAUCUUCACACCGGAGAAUGUUCUCCAGGCGAUGCUGGCCAUGCGCGGCCAGGAUCGUGAGAAGAAGGUGUUUGCCAUGGAGUACCUGGACAAAUUCCAGAAAUCGCAAGAUGCCUGGAAUGUCACGAUCGGGAUCCUGCAGUCCAGCACCGACGGCGAGGCCUUGAGCUUUGCGGCUAUUACCCUCAAAGGAAAAAUCACCUACGACCUCCACACCCAGGUAACCGAAAACGACCUUCCGGCUCUCCGGAGCCAAAUACUGGUCCUCCUGAAGAAGUUCUCGCCUGGCCCAAAGCCCGUCCGGGUUCAGCUGUGCGUCUGCUUGGCCAUCCUCGCCAUUCAUAUGAAGAGCUGGCAGGAUGUCCUGGACUCGGUCGUUGUGUCUCUUGGCGACUCCGUUGAGAGCCAUGCCUGCAUCCUGGACUUUCUCAAAGUGCUCCCUGAAGAAGUGACCGAAGGACGAAAGAUCACCCUGUCUGAAGAGGAACUAGCACAGAGGACAACCGAACUGCUCGCCGACAAUUCGACGCGGGUGGUCGAGCUGCUCAUCAACUACGCACAGUCUUCUGAGUCUGCCGCACGCAACCCACAACUGAUGGAGUGCAUCACAUCCUGGCUCCGGGAGGUCCCGGUCAACUUUAUCGUCAAGACGCCCCUGCUGGACGUGGUCAUCAACGCCCUCGGCCACGACCAGUCCUUGCAACAAGCUGCCGAGUGUCUAGGAGUCAUCUGCCAUGAAACCCGCGAGGUCGACGAGAACGUCGAGACCAUCCAGAUCCUCCUCCCCAAAAUAGUCCAACUCAGGCCCCUGAUCGAAAAGGCCGUCUCCGAAGAGGACACGGAGGCGUACAGGGCGCUUACCAGGCUGUUUGCAGAUGCCGGGGACGCCUGGGUCGUUGCUAUUGCCCGCGAGCCCCGCCACUUCCGCCCCCUGGUCGACAUAAUGCUGGAGUGCUGCGUCAGGGAUAAGGAGAGAGAUGUGAUCAGCUACACCUUUAACUUCUGGUUUGAGCUGAAGCAGUACCUUGUCCUUGACAUAUACUCGGAAGCCCGCAAGGACCUGGGCGAGGUCUACGUCAAGCUGGUCGAAGUUCUGAUGAAGCACCUCGAAUACCCCCAGUCAGACAACGAGAACGAGCUCGACCUGUUCGACGGAGACCGCGAGAUGGAGGAGAAGUUCCGCGAGUUCCGGCAUCGCAUGGGCGACACGUUGAAGGACUCCUGCGAGGUGCUCGGGGUGGUGACGUGCCUCACAAAGGUCCUCGAUUCCAUGAAGUUGUGGAUGCAGAAGUAUGGCAGCCAAGCCACGGCGACGAGCGUACCGCACUGGCAAGAGCUGGAGGCCCCGCUGUUCUCCAUGCGCGCCAUGGGACGCAUGGUCCCCAAGGAGGAGGACGUUGUGCUCCCGCAACUGAUGCCGCUGCUGGUUCAGAUGCCGGCCCACGAGAAGCUGCGGUUCGCAGCCAUCAUGGUCAUUGGGAGAUACACGGAGUGGACCGCCGAGCAUGCCGAGUUCCUGCAACCGCAGUUCAACUACAUUGUCUCGUCUUUUGAGACGGAUUCCAAGGAAAUCGUACGCGCGGCUGCCCAGGCGAUCAAGUACUUCUGUACCGAUUGCAAGCACCUGCUCAGCGACCAGGUGCUCCAGCUGCAGACCUUUUACGAGCAGAUCCUCGAUAAGCUCCCCGAGCCCAGCCAGGAGGAGAUUACCGAGGGUGUCGCCAGCGUCGUCGCUGUUCAAAAGCCCGAGGACAUCUACAGCCUCCUGAAGCUAUACUGCGAUCCUCUGUUCAACCGACUGAUGGUCAAGGCCGGCAAUGCCACCGACGAAGACAGCAAACUCGCUGUUGCAGACCACCUCCAGCUCAUCACCCUGUUUGUCCAAACGGUGAAGCCAUACGCCGCCGAAGGGCAAGAGAACCCCGCCGUCAAGUACUGGCAGGAGGUCUUCCCUGUGCUCUCCAAGGUUCUUGACAGCUUUUUGAACUUCCCGCCCAUCUGCGAGAGGGUCUGCAGAUGCUGGCGCUUCAUGGUGAUCUCGUACCGGACAGCCAUGACGCCAAUUCUCACGCCCAUGGCGGAGAAGCUGGCUAAUGGCUUUCAGGCCUCGAGGCAGGGCUGUUUCCUGUGGGUUACCGGGGCCAUUCUGCGAGAGUUCUCGGAGGAGCGGGAGCACGUGCCGGACUCGAUCUCGGAGGGUAUCUACUCCUUUUUCGAGGCGCAGGCCACGUCGGUCCUCCGGGUCCUCCACGGACUCCCCGCCGCAGAGGUGCCGGACGUCAUCGAAGACUACUUCCGUCUGCUGAUUGACGCGCUGCUGUUCUACCACCAGAAACUGAUACCGUCACCGCUGCUGACGCCCAUCUUCGAGGCGGCCCUGACGGCGCUCACGCUGCAGCAGCGCGACCCUCUCUCGGCGGCGCUGCACUACCUGCGGGACUUGCUUACUUAUGGCGGAGACAAUCCCGUGGGAUCCAGCAUGCCGCCCGCCACCAACCCCAACCUGGCGCAGCUCCGGCUGAUUGUGCGGCAGCUGCUUUCGACGCACGGAGAACUCCUUGUCAAGCAGGUUUUGGGUGGAAUGCUGAACACGUUUCCCCGUGACUGCUUUGCUGACGGCAGUGGUGUGCUUCUGGCCAUGUUCGAGCAGCUCCCCACGGAGACGGCCGAGUGGAUCGAGAGGGCGAUCGCGUCGUUGCCAGCGGGCUCCGUCAGUCCGACCGAGUCGAGCCGGCUCAUGCAGAAGAUCCAGGAGCGUCUCGCAGCCGGAGAGCAAGUGCGCCAGGUCCGGGCGCUGCUUCAGGACUUUACCAACACGUAUCGCCGACGCAACGUCCAGCAGAGGGAUGGACUUGGGCAGCUAGAUGCGUCCGUGUUCCACUUUGAGGGCUGAAGAGAUGGCCGACGACUGCUGUCGCCUCUUUCCUCAGCCACCAUUAGACCCGGGCCGCUAUUUCUUUGCUUUACCUUGACUUGUGCAGACGAACGGCCGUCUCCCGCGUAUAGAUGUUGAAACCUGAGCUGAUUCGUUCUCGGUUCCGUCCAUACGGUGAGCAAUCAGACAUUGCCGUCUCCUGCCCUUCCCACUAUUCCCCUACUCGUUCUUGAUAUUUCUCUUUGGCCUUUUGCCCGAGAUACAAUCUCGUCGCCUUUAAUGGAAUUUGGGUGUUUUCUGUGCUGGCUCAAUGGAAGAUUGAUUCAAACGCAAAAGCAUUUACUAUUAUGGAAGCUCAUAUGGCGGGAAGAUCUACUGGUGCGAAAAAGGACACGACACGACCGUUUGGGAAUCGGGAAGAAAAGGUUGGCAGCAAACGACCCAUCAGACAAACUCGGAGUUUGUUUCGUGAGGGUGGCCGUCUCGUGACCACCAGAAGAGGUCGAAAAUGGGAGGAUAUAGAUGCGAGUGAGGAUUCGUGAGGCGAAGUUGGGACUUUGGGAACCCGGGAGGAUAAGAUAGGUAGAUUCGGCAUGGAAGCGGGAGGGAAGGUGGCAAGCAUCACAACCCCUUGAUUUUACACGUUUUACUACAACAUCCUCCUCAGAUACGUCUCCAAGGAGCAGCCGUUGGAGGGUGGCUGGUUAGAAGCAGCCAGUCCACAAAGGCCAGGUAGGAGCAGCGACAUUCCGUGUUCAUUUCAUGUACAACGCCUUGCUCAGGGAUGGAGACGGUGCUUCUCAUGGACAGCGGCUCUGGCACAGGUCAGAUGGCAAUCCACUUGGCGAGCUGCUCUAUUCUAGAUGGGCGAGGCAAAAUCACAAUUACUUGUUAGCGACUAGUGUAUGUAGGUAUAUAGAAAGCGAUAGGUGCAGGUGUUUGGAAUGGUGGUGGUUGUUGGGACCCAAGAAAUGACAUCAAUUGUGCAUGCAUCCUGCGCCUGCCCCGCGGCCGACCCCUGUCGCUCCAUGGAGCUCC